Molecule: messenger RNA, 1016 nt
Organism: Trematosphaeria pertusa
Lineage: Eukaryota; Fungi; Ascomycota; Dothideomycetes; Pleosporales; Trematosphaeriaceae
Product: HSP20-like chaperone
Exons: 3
Coding region: 100-711 (203 amino acids)
Biological process (GO): protein folding; chaperone-mediated protein complex assembly
Cellular component (GO): cytosol; nucleus
Molecular function (GO): Hsp90 protein binding; protein-folding chaperone binding
Source: RefSeq, a predicted model, not a curated record
ACAACCUCUUCUGCGAGACGACACAAAGUUUCCUACUUACUCCGCGCCAACGAGACGAGACUAUCCACUUCCACAGAACCAGGCUUCUUCACCGGCAACAUGUCUGACACACUCACCCCAGAAGUCACUUGGGCACAGCGCUCAUCCAAGUCCGAACCCGAGAAGAACUACAUCUAUCUCACCAUCGUCGCGACCGAUAUCCCCGAGAAGGAAAUGAAGCUGGAUCUGCAACCCACUUCGCUGAGCUUCAAGGGCACCUCCACGUCAAAGAAAGUCACAUACGCGGUGGACCUCGAGUUCUUCGCCGAGAUCGACCCCAAGGAGACCAAGAUUCACCACACGGGCCGCGACAUCGAGAUGGUGCUGCGCAAGAAAGAGCUCAAAGAGGAGUAUUGGCCUCGGCUGCUCAAGGACAACAAGAAGAUGCAUUUCUUGAAGACGGACUUUGAGAAGUGGGUCGACGAGGACGAGCAAGACGCCGUACCGGACGAUGAGGACUACAUGUCGAAGAUGAACCCCAUGGGCGGCGGCGACGGCGGAUUUGGCGGCAUCGACUUCAGCAAGCUCGGCGCAGCCCAGGGCGCAGGCGGUCUCCCAGGUAUGGAGGGUGAAGAGCAGAGCAGCGACGAUGAAGAGGACGACGAGGACAUGCCCGAGCUGGAGGGGGACGACGCAGAAGGCGAGAAGAAGAAGGUGGAGGAGGUGAAAUAGACGGACAAAAGCCCGCCACCGGGCUAGAGGGAUGAUUGGGUAGGCUUGUGUACUACCACCGGCGAACUUUCUGGAUCCAUUGGGACGGGAACGCUGGAAUGGGCAAGCAUGCUUUUGUGUUCAAAGCUUGCUUUCCCGAGGGAUAGCUUGCCGGUGUAGUUGACGACCACGGUAUAUGAUCAAAAGAAUCCACUUCAUACUACUACUUGCUGCUGCCCGCCAGACAGUCACUUGAUGUUGUUUUGGUGAGAAUUGGUGGACCCGAGGAGUUUAGAGCCCCAAUGACUAAACAAAGAUACAUGCUG